Cercopithifilaria johnstoni is the source of this 603-nucleotide messenger RNA. The record is from the annotation of a GenBank genome assembly. NCBI's taxonomy places the organism in Eukaryota, Metazoa, Nematoda, Chromadorea, Rhabditida, Onchocercidae.
AUGUGCUUUUUAGAGGAAGCACAAACGGUACAAACAGAACCGUUGGAUUUAUCGGUGCGGAAAGUGAGUGAGGAACGAAUACAAUUAGAGAAUUUAUCAAUUAAUGAAACGAAUAAAGGACAGAUGGAAAGUCUCCCUCAAUCAUCGCAUUUGAGUGCUAUUAGGAGAACGCAUACUAGUAAAAAGUCGUUCCGUUGCACGAUAUGCGGGAAAAGUUUCUCUCAUUCAUAUUUCAUAAGACAUGAGAGGAUUCAUGCCGGUGAAAAGCCGUACAGCUGUUCGAUAUGCAAUCAAAGUUUCUCUGAUCCAUCCAAUAUGAGACAGCAUAAGAGGAUUCAUACCAAUGAAAAGCCGUACAGUUGCCCGAUAUGCAAUCAAAGUUUUUUACGAUCAUCGCAUUUGAUGAGACAUGAGAGGAUUCAUACUGGUGAAAAGCCUUACAGUUGCCCGAUAUGCAAUAAAAGUUUUUCUCAGUCACCGUAUUUGAAGAAACAUAUGAAGACUUGUACCAGUAAAAAGCUGUACAAUUGUCGAACAUGCGAGAAACGUUUCUAUCGAAGUGAUAAAUUUAAAGAGCACAUGCAAACUCAUAGCAAUAAGUAG